UUUCCAAAUGACAUUUGUCAUCCACCAAGAAAAUUACACAAACCAAAAACUUAAUUUUCCACAAUAUCCAGUAAAAAAAUUAAUUUAAUUUGUAACUAAUUGUGAAAUGCUAAACAUGAGGCUAUCGAAACUCGGAUUAAAUCUUCGUGCAAAUGCCUGGAACCGCUCGUUCCAGCUCCCCCAGCGCGCGAUGAGCAUCCCCCCGCGCGACAACGAGUCUCAGCUCCCCGACCUCCGUGAAGUCACGGCCAGCACGCCCAAGCGCUCCAUACCCCCGGCCCCCUACUCCCCCAAGAUCCAGCAGAAGCCAGACCCCAUAGACAAGAAAGCCCAGAAAGCCGUCCCGAUCACCCCGCUUACGGCCACAGCGUCGUCCGGUAACUUUGGACCGCUUCUACCGUCGCCGCCGCCCCUGGGCAUGACUCCGUUAGAACAGGUUGAGCAGCCUCCACCGGUUCCACAUAUUCCGCAGGGUCACCGUCCUACAAUCAAGUUUAGAUCAGUUGCCGGAGCAGACCAACCGAAGACAGAUGUAGAUCCUCUAGCGAAUCCAAAUCCAAAUAUAAUCACUCAAGACUUCGAAGGUGUCGCUUUGACUUUCGAUUACAUCUUUCAAAUGGUUCCAGGUGCUUCCAAAACCAAUAUUAGAACACGACCGAUUCUCCCACGGGAUCUCGAAGCAGAGACAACUGUCAUGUCUCCUGGCAUGGCAGCACCUACCGACACCAGCCCAUUCUCCCGAAUACCUCCUCAGAAAGUACCUCACGAACGAUCCAUGUCCACCUUCGAGUGCUACAGAGUAGAGGGGCCUGUGGAUCUGGAGCCUGUUUUACCUACAGCGGCUACUUACAACCAUAUAGCGGAGCUUGGGGAUCUGUUGCCUGGUAGUAACUGGUCGGAGGGGCUGGCGUCGGUGAUCUUGCCUACUGAAGUGCGCGCGAAAGAUCCUUGUGCGAAGCCGGUGCAAGAUCCUUGUGCGAAGAAAGACCCUUGUGGGAAGUCUGCGAAGCCUCCGCAGGCGAGCGCGCCGGCCAAGGCAGCCGCGGGGGGAGAGGCGAAGGCCGCAGCUCCGAGCAAAGGGCCACCGAAAGCUGCUGGCGCUGGGGCCACUGGCAGGAUCAUAGCUGUGAUCGGUGCCGUAGUGGAUGUCCAGUUCGACAAGGGGCUCCCGCCAAUUCUAAAUGCUCUUGAAGUACCUGGAAGAACCCCGAAGCUGAUCCUCGAAGUGUCCCAGCACUUGGGGGACAACGCUGUGAGAACCAUCGCCAUGGACGGUACAGAGGGUCUGGUCCGUGGACAGGAGAUUAUAGACACGGGCGCGCCUAUCACCAUCCCUGUGGGUGCUCCAACUCUUGGGCGGAUCAUAAAUGUCAUUGGAGAACCUAUUGAUGAGCGAGGCCCCAUCGAAACGGAUGUGUUUGCUCCCAUACACGCUGACGCUCCGCCCUUCGUGGAGAUGUCAGUGGAACAGGAGAUUCUGGCCACCGGCAUUAAGGUCGUCGACCUGCUGGCGCCUUAUGUCAAAGGUGGAAAAAUCGGACUUUUCGGCGGCGCCGGCGUCGGAAAAACUGUGCUCAUCAUGGAACUGAUCAACAACGUUGCCAAGGCGCAUGGUGGCUUCUCCGUGUUCGCUGGCGUGGGAGAGCGCACACGAGAGGGCAAUGACCUCUACAACGAGAUGAAAGUGGGCGGGGUCAUCAAGGAAGACUACAAGUCCUCGAAGGUGGCGCUGGUGUACGGACAGAUGAAUGAGCCGCCGGGCGCUAGGGCGCGCGUCGCGCUGACUGGACUGACGCUUGCCGAACAUUUCCGUGACAAAGAGGGACAGGACGUGUUGCUGUUCAUUGACAACAUCUUCCGUUUCACUCAGGCUGGCUCUGAGGUAUCGGCUCUCUUGGGCCGUAUUCCAUCAGCUGUGGGGUACCAGCCAACUCUGGCUACUGACAUGGGUACCAUGCAGGAGCGCAUCACCACGACCAAGGCUGGCUCCAUCACUAGCGUGCAGGCUGUGUACGUGCCAGCGGACGACCUGACCGACCCCGCCCCAGCGACCACCUUCGCCCAUUUGGACGCCACGACGGUGCUCUCUCGCGCCAUCGCUGAGCUGGGCGUGUAUCCCGCCGUCGACCCGUUAGAUUCCACCUCGAGAGUCAUGGAUCCAAACAUCAUUGGGCCGGAGCAUUAUGGAGUGGCGCGUGGCGUGCAGAAGAUCUUACAGGACUACAAGUCCCUGCAAGAUAUCAUCGCUAUCCUGGGCAUGGAUGAAUUGUCUGAAGACGACAAGCUCACUGUGGCACGCGCGCGCAAGAUCCAGCGAUUCCUGUCCCAGCCUUUCCAGGUGGCUGAGGUGUUCACGGGGCACAUUGGCAAGCUGGUGAAGCUUGAAGAGACGAUCAAAGGCUUUCAGAGGAUCCUGGGAGGAGAGUUGGACCACAUCCCAGAGGCGGCGUUUUAUAUGGUCGGCACCAUCGAAGACGUCAUCGCAAAGUCGCAAGAGCUCGCCAAGAACAUCUAGCCGACAGAUGGCGCUGUUCAUAUAGUUUGUAAGAUAGGUUACGCUGGUCCAUUUUUUUUUCUCUUUCCACAAAGUUUUUUCUAUUCGAUUGGAUUUAAAAUGUAAAUACAAAAUUUCAGCGUGAUAAGUCUUAAUGGAACAAGAGGAAACUUGUGGAGUGAGAAAAAAUCCUUUUUUUUUUUAUACAUUUGUGGGCCACCCUAAUUUAGGUCCUGUACGUCUGGCGAGUGCUCUAUAGUGUCUAUGGAAAUGUUGCAACGGUUUAAGGCACUGGGGGUUACCAUGCAGUACUAAAGCUGUUCAGCUUAGGUCGAAAGGGACACAGCUAUAGCAGUUACAUAGCUCUGUCCUCUCUCUCAACCUAAA
This is a messenger RNA of Leguminivora glycinivorella, 2881 nucleotides long. Its product is annotated as ATP synthase subunit beta, mitochondrial-like. Gene Ontology annotation, molecular function: proton-transporting ATP synthase activity, rotational mechanism; ATP hydrolysis activity; ATP binding. The transcript is spliced from 15 exons. Bases 107 to 2515 code for a protein of 802 amino acids. The record is from RefSeq and is a predicted model, not a curated record. Gene Ontology annotation, biological process: proton motive force-driven mitochondrial ATP synthesis; proton transmembrane transport. NCBI's taxonomy places the organism in Eukaryota, Metazoa, Arthropoda, Insecta, Lepidoptera, Tortricidae.